Fusarium tjaetaba is the source of this 2848-nucleotide messenger RNA. Its product is annotated as potassium channel beta subunit. The record is from RefSeq and is a predicted model, not a curated record. NCBI's taxonomy places the organism in Eukaryota, Fungi, Ascomycota, Sordariomycetes, Hypocreales, Nectriaceae. Gene Ontology annotation, molecular function: protein binding. The annotation marks the transcript as partial. The transcript is spliced from 8 exons.
AUGCCUGUUGAAACCGCCUACGACCCCAAGGACAUGCUGUUCCGCCACCUGGGACCUACUGGUCUCAAGGUCAGUGUCUUCAGUCUCGGUGGCUGGUUGACAUACGGCGGUACGCAAAAGGGCGAUAUCGUGAAGCAGAUUCUUCAAAAGGCUUGGGAUCACGGUGUCAACACUUUCGAUACCGCUGAGGUUUACGCCAAUGGUGAAUCUGAGGUUGAGAUGGGUCGUGCCCUCAAGGAGCUCGGCUGGCCUCGUGAUGAGUACGUCCUCACCACAAAAAUCUUCUUCGGUACUGGCCGCAAGGAGCCCAACACUCGAGGUCUCAGCCGCAAGCACGUCGUCGAGGGUCUCAAGAGCUCUCUAAAGCGUCUUGAGCAGCCUUACGUCGAUGUUGUCUUUGCUCACCGUCCCGACUACGCUACUCCCAUGAAGGAGAUUGUUGAGGGAUUUACUCAGGUCAUUCGCAACUUGAACCUUGCUUACUACUGGGGUACUUCUGAGUGGACCGCUGCUCAGAUUACCGAGGCUACUCACAUUGCUGAGCGCUACAAUCUCAUUGCUCCUGUUGUUGAGCAGCCUCAGUACAACGCUUUCCACCGUGAGCGCUUCGAGGUCGAGUACGCUCCCCUCUUCAACCAAUUCGAGUACGGCACCACAAUCUGGUCCCCUCUCGCUUCCGGUCUCUUGACCGGCAAGUACAACAACGGAAUUCCCGAGGACUCACGAUUCGCCACCAACAAGGCCUUCUUCGAGAACACCGUCAACGAGCUUCAAACCGAAGCCGGCAAGGCCAAGAUCGAAAAGGUCAAGAAGCUCUCCGAAGUCGCUGAGCGUCUCGGCGGAAACGUCGCUCAGCUGUCUCUUGCCUGGGCCCUCAAGAACCCCAACGUCAGCACUGUCAUUCUCGGUGCGACAAAGGUUGAGCAGCUUGAGGACAACUUCAAGGCGCUUGAGAUUUACAAGAAGAUCGAUGAUAAGGUCUUGGAGGAGAUUGAGAAGAUUCUUGAUAACAAGCCCAAGCCUGCUCCUACCUUCAACCGGUCAGCUUCACGUCAUGCAUUACGCGUGGGGUUAUCGCGUACCCUGACCUUGACCGACCAUAUCGCGAAAAUGUUCGAACGACUACCCCAUGAGCUUUUGAAGUUCAUCAUCAGUGAGAUAUCUAUUAAAGACGUCAAGAAUCUGUCGGAGACGUCAAAACACUUCCAUUCUUCAACUCUGCCGACCGUCUGGGCAUCUGUCGUUAUCCCAGCAUGGAGUAAGAACGACGUUUACGGAAUAAAUAUCGAAGGCUUCCCUCUUGGAAGACUGGUCUUUACGAAAUCUAUCAGUCUACGGUUUGUAACUGAGAACAAUGCACGAGCUUGUCCGCAUGAACGAAGACUACAAACCUGUCAAGAAGCAAAUGAUGAGGACAUUGUCGACAAACCAGGUUCCUUUGAGAAGUUCAAGGAAGUCAUUCUCUCGCUUCUCGAAAAAUGUGAGAAGGAACAGUUGACAUCGUUUAGCUGGGAUCUAGGAACGUGUAUACCGACUCCCAUCCUGGGAAGCAAUGGCAUUGUCGCCCGUCAGCAGUCUUCACUUAGUACUUUGAAUCUCACGACCUAUCCCUUUUGCAAACGCUAUAACUCCCGCGAACGAAGGAUUGACCUAUCCGCUUUCUGUCAUCUCCUAAACCUCAGUUGGAGAGGGCCAAGCUCAGAGAACCUCAGAGUAUUUGCAACGGCACUCAAAAACAACAAGUCGCACCUCGAAACUUUGGAGCUCGACCUAGUGGACUGGCCGCACCUGCGCAAGGAAUUGGGUUAUCGGAAUGAUAACGAGAGAGUGCGCAGAUUGAGAGCAAGGGAGUACAUGAACAAAUCAAUUCUUGGCCUUGACAUACACUCUCCACUCAUUGCCUUUCCCAACCUAUACACUCUAGUCCUCAGUCAUGUACCUCUGAGCGCGACGCUUGUACAAUCCAUCAACUUUGAGGUUCUCAGAUCGCUCACAAUCCGAUCCUGUCCACAAUGGUACGAUUUCGUGUUGACCAUAGCACAGCGAAGAAUCCCAGUAAGGUUAAAGAAGCUCGAGCUCCAGGAGUCUUGGCCCAAGAAUGACACAGCAACCGACGAGACUGAGGACGGGGAUUCAAGCGAGGUUCUACUAGAAUAUUUCGAAGGGCUGGAAGAGCUUUAUCUUGACCAGACCGGCGAUAUGCUCUCAAAGUAUACGAAGGAUUGUCUUAAAGUGGUUCAUGUUCGUCAAUCGCGUAGGAACAUAGAGUACACGUGGUCAUGGGGGAUUAUGGUGAUAAUCGACGAUGAACCAGUUGAUGAUACUCCAGCGGUGGACGAAGGGGAGAAUCCUAGUAAUGAGUAUCUGGAACCCAUGUUCUGGGCUUUUGUUGAGUGGACUUUUUCUUACAAGGGCAUCAAGUCCCUGGAGUACAUCGUCUUUGGAGACUUCGGUCGCCCAGAGAGAACGAGUAGAGGAAAUCUGCUCAUAUGUCGGGAAGGUUAUGGAUCUGAAGAAUUUCACAUCAUCAGGGAGUCAUGCCCAGCUGCCGAGUGGGAUCAUGUCAAGAAGGAGUGCCAAAGAGCCCUGUACAUUAAACACCAAUAUCUCGAUCUAAAGCAAAUGCAACAAGAUCCCCGUAGCAACAUUCGAAAUAUUACCAACCACAUCCCAGAAAUUCGUGUUACUUGUGUUCCUCGUCUGCUCCAACUCCCUGAUCCUCGCCUCCAUCCUCCUCUUCUCCAUCCCUUGCGCCGCAACCUGCGCGUUACUCGCAUCCCUAAUCUGCCUAUUCAACCUCUCAACCUCUCCCCUCCACCUCCCCGCCUCAUCCAGGGUCAGCAGUUUG